Styela clava is the source of this 1096-nucleotide messenger RNA. Its product is annotated as organic cation transporter-like protein. The record is from RefSeq and is a predicted model, not a curated record. NCBI's taxonomy places the organism in Eukaryota, Metazoa, Chordata, Ascidiacea, Stolidobranchia, Styelidae. Gene Ontology annotation, molecular function: transmembrane transporter activity. Gene Ontology annotation, biological process: transmembrane transport.
AGCUAUGUUGUAUGUGUCUGUACCAUGGAUUUUAUUGGGCGUCGUCUUCUGCUGACCAUUACAUUAACUGGAGCAGGAGUGGCAUUAUUAAUCAGUACAAUUGUCAAUGCAUUUGCAGAUGGAGAUGAAAGCCUUAUAACGAUGGGUGUUGUGUUUGCCUUCAUCGGAAGAUCCCUUGUCUCAGGAUCGUAUGCUAUCAUUUAUAAUUUCACGGGAGAGUUGUUUCCCACCGUAAUCAGGAGCAACGCUAUAGGAUUUGGUGCAAUGUGCGCCAGGAUCGGAAGCGUUUUGUCACCUUUUAUCAUCGGUCUUCAAGAUUAUGUGUCGUGGUUGCCGAAUACCAUAUUCGGGGCGGUGGCAGUGAUUGGCGGUCUCUUGUCUCUGACUUUCCGCGACACUACAGGCAAACCUAUGAUGGAAACUAUUGAAGAAGCAGAAUUGUUUCACUCGAGAAAGGACUUAUCAAGGAUAGAGAAAAUAAACGAAAGAUACGACGAUGAAGGAACUAUUGUUGUGGAUGAAGACAAAGGCAAGGCAUCGACUCAGUUUUAGUUCAGCCAAUGAAAGACAUGCAUAACUAAUGUCAAAGGCUUUUAAAUUGAGGAUUUUAUCAUUGGAAUUAUAUGUUAAACUAUACUGCGUUUUGAUCUCUUCGGUUCAGCAUACAGCUUACCCAAUUUAUUACGUAUUACAAUGAAUGUUGAAACUGAAAUUAUGAAUAAACGACUUCAACAUUGUUGGUCCGAUUUGCUCACACCUAUAUGCCGUAGUGCCUCUGGAUGAGUCAUGAAACCACAACAGAUUUUACGUAAUUUUAGAAAAUAGGUCCAACUUCACACAGGAAAACAUUAAAUAACACACAGCCUCGAGCGUAUAAUAUUCAGUUUGUUUGAUUACAUUCAUUAGUGUGACAUAUGGAUAUGAAAAUUAUAGUUAGAUACAGUAUGUGUUCGUCGAAGUAAACAUGGUUUACAAAAAGAAAAUUUCACGGUUGCAAAUAAUUGAAAAGAAUAGGACUUGCAGUUGAAGAUCAUUGUAUUUCAAUUCAAAUUUCUGUAAUACAAGAUUAACACAACUGAAGCAGAGGUGAAAUUAC